ACAAUGCCUGAAGGGAAAUUGAGAUCAGGAGUUUAUAGAUCAUUUAUAAUGUGUGAUGAUCCAAGAGAUGUUGUGGAUUGUGGAGCUAUUAAGAAACAGACGUUCGAAUGCACCCAAAUUUGGAAACUCGGAUUCGCAAUCACAAGCUCCUCCUCCUCCUUCCAGAACCAAACCUGAGCAAGUUGAUCCGUCGCGUGAGCAUAUGAGAAGCCGAGAAGAGAGCGAGUUGAAGCAGUUUGGUGAUGCUAGUGGUUCAUCAAAUGAGGCUGCUAACAAAAGACAAGGAAGGGCUUCUCAGAACAGUAGUAAUUAUGACAAGUCACUGUUGCAUAAGAAUUCAUAUGAUGGCACUGGAAGAUCCAAGCCUAAACCUGCCAACCUUAGAGCUGAUGAAAGCGUAAGAAUCUCACUUUUACCUCAAGAGUUUGAAGUAUCAAAUGUCUCACUUUUACCUGAAAAGUUUGAAGUAUGAAUGUUGAUUCAAUCUUCUUUGAAGCUGUCUGUUUGUUUGCAUCACUUGUUUCAGAGAAUGUCCGAUUCUUGAUUGAAUGUGUCUGUGUGUUGCUUAUGUGUUUUAUGGUUCUCUAUCU
Molecule: messenger RNA, 590 nt
Organism: Arabidopsis lyrata subsp. lyrata
Lineage: Eukaryota; Viridiplantae; Streptophyta; Magnoliopsida; Brassicales; Brassicaceae
Product: RPM1-interacting protein 4
Exons: 2
Coding region: 56-472 (138 amino acids)
Source: RefSeq, a predicted model, not a curated record